UCCUAUGGCUUUCCUAAACAAUGGGAACCACACUGCAGUGACAGAGUUCAUUUUAUUGGGAUUAACAGAUAAUGCAGUCCUUAGAGUUGUUCUCUUCACCAUCAUCCUGUGCAUCUACCUGGUGACUGUGUCUGGGAACUUCAGCACCAUUCUUCUCAUCAGAGUCUCUUCCCAGCUCCAUCACCCCAUGUACUUUUUUCUCAGCCACUUGGCUUCUGUUGAUAUGGGCCUUUCAUCUUCUGUCACACCCAAUAUGCUUGUUAACUUCCUGACUGAGAGACAUACCAUCUCUUACCUUGGAUGUGGCAUCCAGCUCAGCUCAGCUGCUUUCUUUGGGACAGUUGAAUUCUUCCUUCUGGCUGCCAUGGCUUAUGAUCGCUUCGUAGCAAUCUGUAACCCACUGCUUUAUUCCACAAAAUUGUCCACACAAGUCUGUAUCCAGUUGGUUAUAGGAUCUUAUGUAGGGGGUUUCCUUAAUGCUUCAUUUGUAACUCAUUUCUUUUUUUCUUUUCUCUUCUGUGGACCAAAUAGAGUUAAUCACUUUUUCUGUGAUUUUCCUCCUAUUAUGGAACUCUCCUGUUCUGAUGUGAGUGUCUCUGGAAUUGUUAUCUCAUUUACUGCUGGCUCAAUCUCUAUGACCACAUUGAUUGUUAUAGUCAUAUCUUAUUUCUAUAUCCUCAUCACCAUCCUGAAGAUGCACUCCACUGAGGGUCGCCAAAAAGCCUUCUCCACUUGUACCUCCCACCUCACUGCAGUCACUCUUUCUUAUGGAACUGCCACAUUCAAUUAUGUGAUGCCAAAGUCCACCUACUCUGGGGACCAGAACAAGGUGGUGUCUCUGUUCUACACGGUAGCAAUCCCCAUGUUGAAUCCCCUCAUCUACAGCCUCCGGAAUAAUGAGAUUAAGGGUGCCCUGAAAAGACAAUUUUAUAGGAACAUAUUGUUAUAG
Mus pahari (shrew mouse) is the source of this 949-nucleotide messenger RNA. Its product is annotated as olfactory receptor 486-like. NCBI's taxonomy places the organism in Eukaryota, Metazoa, Chordata, Mammalia, Rodentia, Muridae. Gene Ontology annotation, molecular function: odorant binding; G protein-coupled receptor activity; olfactory receptor activity. Gene Ontology annotation, biological process: sensory perception of smell; G protein-coupled receptor signaling pathway. The coding region runs from base 5 to 949 and encodes 314 amino acids. The transcript has a single exon. The record is from RefSeq and is a predicted model, not a curated record. Gene Ontology annotation, cellular component: membrane.